GGACCCCUUCGGCGCAUGCGCAGUCGUGCCGCAAGGCGGUGUGUGUGCGGCGGGGAUGAGGGCUGCCGCCGUAAAGCGCGGACGAUGUCGGAGCCGGCGGUGUUCGAGAAGCGGCUGCUGGUGACGGGCGGUGCGGGGUUCAUUGCUUCGCAUGUAGUUGUCUCUCUUGUGAAAAACUACCCGAACUAUCUGAUUAUAAAUCUAGAUAAGCUCAACUACUGUGCAAGCUUGAAGAACCUGGAAACUGUCUCUGAGAAGGAAAACUACAAGUUUAUCCAGGGAGAUAUUUGUGAACCUGACUUUAUAAAACAGCUCUUCAAAACUGAGAAAAUAGAUAUAGUCCUUCAUUUUGCAGCUCAAACACAUGUAGAUCUUUCAUUUUGGCAUGCCCUGGAAUUCACCUAUGUGAAUGUUUAUGGCACUAAUGUGCUGGUUGCUGCUGCACAUGAAGCCAAUGUGGAGAAGUUUGUCUAUGUUAGUACAGAUGAAGUAUAUGGAGGUAGCACUGACGAGGAAUUUGAUGAAUCCUCACCCAAACGUCCAACAAAUCCCUAUGCCUCCUCUAAAGCAGCUGCAGAAUGUUUUGUUCAGUCUUACUGGGAAAGGUACCAAUUCCCAGUUGUUAUCACACGGAGCAGUAAUGUCUACGGGCCACACCAGUAUCCAGAAAAAGUUAUUCCAAAGUUUAUAUCUUUGUUGCAGCAGAACAGAAAAUGCUGUAUCCAUGGUUCUGGACUUCAAAGAAGGAAUUUUCUUUAUGCAGCUGAUGUGGUAGAAGCAUUCCUCACUGUCCUGAAGGAGGGGAAGCCAGGUGAAAUUUAUAACAUUGGAACAAACUUUGAGAUGUCCAUUGCCCAGCUUGCUAAGGAAUUAAUCCAUUUAAUAAAGAAGACCAGUUCAGAAUCUGAAAUGGAGCACUGGAUGGAUUAUGUCAAAGACAGACCUACCAAUGACCUGAGAUACCCCAUGAAUUCAGAGAAAAUGCACAGCUUAGGAUGGAGACCUAAAGUGCCUUGGAAAGAAGGAAUAAAGAAAACAAUUGAAUGGUACAAAGAAAAUUUUCACAACUGGAAGAACUCAGAGAAAGCUUUGGAGCCCUUUCCUGUGGCAGAGCCAUUUGCACAGCUCGGUGGUCCCUAGGGUGGCAGAGAACCUGAAGGAGUUUAUUCUACCUCAUACAGCCUUUCCUUCAAAGCCUGCAGUCAAGUGGCCUCACUGAACUCUUAAUGUAUUCAAGAUACAGAAACCACGAUGAAUACAGAACUACAGUAUGGCACAAAUUUGGAAGGGUUUCAGCACUUUAUAAAUUGAAUCUGUUAAUUUCAGCUUUUGGUGCAAUAGGUGUUGAUUGUUUAAAAUCACUAGGUUUUGAUUUUUAAAGAAGUGUGCAGGGUGAAGAAUAUUUAUAAUGCUAUAAAUCAGUGUAACUGAAGUCAAAUCUGCCUUAAUAAUUUGUGGUUACAGCUUUUGGUACUUUCAGUGAAAUUUGUUUUGGUUCUGGAAUCAUUGAUCUGUAUUAAUUUGUUUUUACACUAUGAUAUUUUUGUCACUUUAAAGAGUUGCAUUUUGUUUUUAAUCAAGGGGAACAAUGCUGUAUUUUUCUGGAGAGUAUAAAUCAGUUGACAAAGCUAGAUAUGGCACCCACAUGGUUCAGGCCUUUUCUCUGUUGAUGUGGUAUUCCCUUCUGGCUGAUUAAACUGUUACCUACUCCAUAACUUUAAAUGCCCUUUUUUAAGAGAGGCAGGGAAAAAAAGGUAUCAGGACAUAGCAGGUGUUCUUACUGAGAUUUCCAGAAGCAUUUUCUUAAACUGCUCUGUUUUAGAUGUCUGUCUUUUUUUUUUAAGUGUAUUUUACUUGUUAAUUUUCUUAAUGAAUUGUAACCAACUUGAAAUACUGUAACACAGUUAACAUUCCAGUGAUGUUAUUUCCUCUUAUUUCCUGUGAUGUGAAGGAUAUUUAUGGAGAAAAAUUUUGAACACUUCCUUGUGGGUUGGAAGACCUUUUUAAAUGUCAUAUUUCACAACUUUUUUUUUUUUCCCCUAGUGGCAAACAUCUUAAAGAUUUGAGUUUUAAGGUAAAGUUUGGGAGGAAAAUUCAAUCCUAGAAAUAUGUUGAUGAAUAUUUUUCAAAGUUGAUUGAGUAAUAAAAGUUACAGUGUAACUGGUUUCUCAUAAGUAAGUAAACAUGUUGAAAAAGGAGA
Messenger RNA from Strigops habroptila (Kakapo), 2200 nucleotides. RefSeq names its product TDP-glucose 4,6-dehydratase (gene TGDS). Bases 16 to 1140 code for a protein of 374 amino acids. Gene Ontology annotation, biological process: nucleotide-sugar metabolic process. The transcript has 12 exons. The record is from RefSeq and is a predicted model, not a curated record. Gene Ontology annotation, molecular function: dTDP-glucose 4,6-dehydratase activity. Lineage: Eukaryota; Metazoa; Chordata; Aves; Psittaciformes; Psittacidae.